CAAACCAUUCCUUCAUAUUUCCCGGCUUCUCAUUUCUCUACCUCAGUUCUUCAGUCGAGCAUUAUAAUUUAUCAAUAUGGUCAAAGAUGGAGAUAGUUAACAUUGGGGAAGAAGAAUUCGUAAGGACACUCCUUGUCAAGGAAAGGGCCAAUCCAGAUGAUGAAGAAUGCAAGCGUCAUGAUCAAAAUGCAGCCUUUAUGGUUGUCUUCAGCACCCUUGUUGCUGCUAGCUUGUGGAUAGGAUAUUCAUCCCUGGCUGAAACCGGGAUCGUGGAUGAUCUUGGCAUAUCGAUGGUUGAGGUAGGACUCUUAUAGUGACAUGUGCUGCUUCUUUUUGCUACUUAAUUAAUAAUGGGUGCACCACAUGUAUGAUCUAGUUCUUGAGUGGUAAAUUUCAUCUCAAAAUAUAAUAAGAAAUAUAUGUGAUUUAA
Rubroshorea leprosula is the source of this 430-nucleotide messenger RNA. NCBI's taxonomy places the organism in Eukaryota, Viridiplantae, Streptophyta, Magnoliopsida, Malvales, Dipterocarpaceae. The record is from the annotation of a GenBank genome assembly.